Plenodomus lingam JN3 is the source of this 1050-nucleotide messenger RNA. The record is from RefSeq and is a predicted model, not a curated record. Lineage: Eukaryota; Fungi; Ascomycota; Dothideomycetes; Pleosporales; Leptosphaeriaceae.
AUGCGAAACGACUUCAGAGCCCGCCAUGGGGCAGUCUCAGAGUCGAGGCCUGUGAGCAAACAAUUAAACGAUGCGCCUGUAAAUUUACGCGUCACGCUUGAGCAUCUGCUGCUGCCAAUAUAUGUUGCGUCCAAAGCUCAAAUGCCACGUCUCCGCGGUCUCGAGGCGUUGCUUCGAGCGGCGCGUAAUGUUUCGCAAAUGAUAAAGAGAGUCCUAGCAAUCGCCUCUGACGUGUUUGUACGCUUAGCCACGCUGCCAUACUACCGUCUCUACCACUUCAAUACCAGCGAUCCAUUGGCGAGAAUAGCAAGACUGGCCUCUGAACCAGAACCCAACACUAAGAUCCUGCGUCGAGCCAUUUCAGCAUGGAGACUGCACAAGUUGAGUGAAUUACAAUUCAUCACCAUCGCCUGCACCGUCCUUGCUGCCGCCGUGAUAGGUGCAUUCUCAUGGACAACACUUGACAACGCAUACUGGCUCACGUACGGCUUCUGGCAUAGCAGUCUCAUGCUCUCCAUUCUGGGUAUCCUGCUUUCCGCCUCUGAAAUCACCGUCUUGAGUAUAUUAGGCCCUUUGAACGCACGGGGAAAGGUUUCGCUACAAGAGUCACGUGUCAGGAGAUACACGCCCUUCUUACUGUCGACAUGCACGCAAUCGGGCGGCUUUAUGCCUCGGAGGAAGAUGGUGUUUGCCUGGCAAUGUCCGCUGAUGUUCAUGUCCUAUUCCGUGUGUGCGUUCCUCGCCGGUCUGACUAUUCUCGUGUGUACCCCGUUUAUCCGAGAGAAGAGUGCGUGGGGUGAUGGUCACAAUAUUGCGACCAUGUAUCUCGCCAUUUUUGCGGGAGGCGCGACCGCAUUCGUUUUUUGCUCGUAUUGGGUCUGGCACUAUAUGGAUUUGGAAUACGAUGCCAAUGAUGGGGAUGACUCCGGGGAGGAUAUAGGAGAUUUGACUUCUCGAGAAGGCAGUGGCCCUGCGUUGAACUUGUACAAAAUACAACUGGAGGACAGUAUGCCAAGCGCAAGCUAUAGUGCAAAGUCUGCAAUAGUAUGA